Messenger RNA from Cyphellophora attinorum, 1632 nucleotides. RefSeq lists its product as uncharacterized. The coding region runs from base 1 to 1632 and encodes 543 amino acids. NCBI's taxonomy places the organism in Eukaryota, Fungi, Ascomycota, Eurotiomycetes, Chaetothyriales, Cyphellophoraceae. The transcript has a single exon. The record is from RefSeq and is a predicted model, not a curated record.
AUGGUGUCAACAAAGCGUUCUACAGAUUUACAAAUCUUGAGCUUCAACCCAAAGCUUAGCGCGCGGGAGCAGCAAUUGCAGAGAGCCCAAGCUCUCUCUCAUGCCGCCAAAGUCUCCUAUCGCCGCCGACUGAAAAGGCCGCGUGAGGCACAAAGUCCCACAACGCGCAAAACGCCCGUUGACGAUGAAGUUGAUUCACAACAACUAGCUGCCCGUUGCACGCGCCUGGUGUAUGCCCCUGAUGGCUCAACAUCCCGCGACCCCUUCGACAUCCUCGCGGUCGAAGUCUCGCCCGCUGUUGCAGAGAUGCUUGUCGCCAGGAAACGUAAAGUCCACUGGAACUGCUGGCACACCGCCUACAGCACUAAUACUAGUCACGAUUGGGGCAAGAGUGCCCUUGCGCUCCAGUUCUCCGAAGACCGAGCAGCUCUUCACCACAAAGUCAGUGGGACCGCGUUUCUGUUGGAAUGCGCUGCCAUGGUCGCCGCUCAGGUACUGCCGCAGCGAGACGAUGUACGACUAACUGUGCUACGAUUGAAGCAUCAAGCACUACGUCAACUGCUCCCACAGGGUAACGCGCCGGCAGACUCACGACAUGAGCUUUUUUACGUCCGCGCAGUCUUCUCCAUGUUGAUUGCAUCGAUCAUGAUGGAGGAUGUAGCCGAGAUCAUCAUACACGGCAGACAACUGCGCACUCUGCUUGAGCACUUCACGCUCCAAGACCCCGAAACCACCCAGAUGGUUCUUACACGAGCAUACCUGAUGGACCACACAGUCUCGUUGCAGUACGUCCAGCCUCCGAUGCUGGACAUGGGCCCGUCGUCACCGCUCGCCCGCUACGGGUGGAUCGCUGACGACGUCUGGCUUGCUUCAAUCCCAGAGGCACUGCUCGUCGGCCAGCCAAGUACAGAAGAUUUCAGCCGCGACAUUGUUGAGCUUUAUCAGAAAUUACGCGACUUGUCGUGUGCAGGGGGUAUGUCGGCAAGCCAUGCUCAGCGGGGAUCGAUGCGCCUGCCGCCACCACACCUCUCAUUGCCACUCCAGCGUACGCUCCGACUCGUCGGUGAUGCCUUCACUAUAUAUAAGGACAGACGGUAUAGAACGAGCCAAGAUGCAUAUGCAGAUGCGCGAACAUAUACGGAGUCCGUCAUGGCGCUCGCCAUCCCAGCUUUGCACACGAUGCAGGAGCAUAACAUCGCACGCCUCGGCCUUGCGAAAGUCGCCUCUGGCAUCAUGGGCUCGUUGCGGACAGACCUCGCCCUAGCCCUUUCGCUGCAGCGUAUACCGCGGUUGCAUAGCGACGCCUAUCUCUGGGUCCUCAUGGUCGGCACGUGCUGGGAGCUGCAAUUCUGGUACGCCUUACCUUCCGUCGGCUGGUCACCGUGGUUUGAGGCCAUGCUGUACGAGCAUGCCUACCGAAUCAACUGCGCUUCGUGGGCUGAAGCAAGGGCGAUCAUUGCCGAGUUUCUCGACCCUGACAUCCUCGCGCCGCCUGGUGAAGUCUGGUUCGACGAGCUAAUACAGUCUGGGACCGUGGACAAACGUGUAGGAAGAUGGAAGAAGCCCGGGAGCUGUGGGAGAGCUAAUUGCCUAAUCGUCGAUGCUGCUGUCAAGAUACCUUGGAUUUUGUGA